Molecule: messenger RNA, 2698 nt
Organism: Caenorhabditis auriculariae
Lineage: Eukaryota; Metazoa; Nematoda; Chromadorea; Rhabditida; Rhabditidae
Source: the annotation of a GenBank genome assembly
AUGCUACGGCGCCCUGGGGAAUAUGAACCGCCGAUCGGGAAAUUGUGGACCAGGUUCAUUUUAUAUCUUGGUUCUCUUGUGAAUCUGAAUCCAUGGAUGGAACCUAAACAGGUUUUCCUGCUCUUUUGGAAAGGGAAAAUGAAUUUUAUACUGAUAUUAUUCUGCAGUCUGUUCAAAAUUCCUUACGGAGUCUUCUGGUAAAAGAUGUGCGUCUUCGUUGCUGGAUUUAGUUUUAAAAUUUUAUAGUAUUCAAAUAAGAAGAGAGAAAGUGUUUCUAAAAACUUCAUCACGUGGCUCUCUCGCAUUUUCUCGGAGCUUGGGAUUAUGGGCAAAAGAAAAUUUUUGUAUUGUUUAAAAAAGACAGUCUGAACUUUGAAAUUUUGAGACAAGAGUCGCGCAUAUGGACAAUAGUUAUGUUCACGGGGACCUGCGUCCUGUACGCAUCUCGAGCAGCCCUUCCGAUCUGCGCAGCAACCGUUGCCAAAGAAUUCAAUUGGAACAAAUCUGACUCUGUACGAUGCAAGGGGAAAGUAAAACCUUAUAGAGAGAACUUCAGGGGACGGUAUUGUCUUGUUUUUUCUGGGGAUAUGCGCUGACGCAACUGUUCGCUGGACCGAUGGCUGACUCCGUUGGAGGCGAAAACGUUUGCAAGUUUUUAUAAAUGUCUAUUUAGAGCAUUCCUGAAAUUGUCAGCACUAUUCUUAUCCCUGGAAGGAAGAAAAAAAAAUAGAACAACUGAUAGUUUCAGAUCUUGCCUUAUUCAACGUUGGCUUGGACAAUCCUGACGUUUUUCACCCCGCAGUUAUUUGAUUUUGCUGUUUGGACGAACCAGCCCCUCUUCUUUCUGUUGCUUGUUCGCGUCUUGACCGGAAUAGGACAAGGUAGAAUAUUGCCGUGUUUUUUUUUUACCAAUUCAUGUUCUUAUAUAAGUUCUAUCAUUUUUUGAUUAAAGCUUUUCACAUGCCUUCGAUGGCUUCCAUGGUAUCUCGCCACUUGACAGCUAGUGACAAAGGACGAGUUUUCGGAAUUGUUCUAGCCGGAUCUCAUUGCGGGUUGGAUACAAUUGGAUCUUUAGCUGUUUUUAUGAUAAAAAUUAAGAACUGUUCUGGUCGGAGCGUUUGGAAGUAUUUUGUUGGAAAAAGCUGGUUGGCGUGCUUUGUUCCAGUUUUGCGGUAAGAAUACAAGUUGACUUUGGCGAUAAGACACGAAAAAAACUUAGAAAUAUUGUAAUAAUAUUGAACUUUGGAAAUUUGAAAAAAACUCAUUGGAUCGAGGUCCAAUUAAAUUGCUCUGAACAUCCAUAAAUAAUUAUCUUUAAAUUUUAUUGAAGGAACAUGUUUGUUUUCGUUCUACUCUUCACUGAAGCCUACAAAUUCCGUUUUCAUUAAGGGAUCGUGUCGCUUUUGUGGUGUUGGUGCCUUCGCUGGUGUCUGGAUCACGGACGUUCACGAAGGAUUUCCCCGACUAGCGAAGACGAUGAAAUGCUGAAAAAGGUAGCUCUCGCAGAAAUCUUUGCAACGUCGAACAUGAACUUAUUCAGAGUGGAGUUGAAUCUCACAUUGUCAAAAAGACUUUGGCUGUGCCAUGGAGCGCUUUGUUCAAGCAUCCGGCUUUUUGGUGUGUUUUUUCGAAAUUUAUUUUCUUUUCUAAAACGGCCUUUCAUAGGUAAAGAGAAAAAGACUAGGAAAAAAUAUCAAAUUGAUAUGAUUGUUGACCAAUAAUUUUUCAUAAGACCUUCCGUCAAAUUUAUUCAGUGAACAUUCUCUGCUGAAUCAUGGAAUAAAUGAAGAGUCGGAUUGUCAGUUUGCGGGAUCGCGUUGACCAAAUAUGGCUCGUAGAUGAUGAUUGAUCAGAGAAUGUUUUCUGAAGACUGAAGAAACUUGUGAACUUUCCGUCAGUUUCAUUGGGUUAAGUUGUUUUUGUCUUUAUAGGCUAGCAUCAGAACUUUAUCAAGAUUUUUUCUUCAGGGCGGCUGCUAUCGCUCAGUAUACGGGAGCGAACGCCUACUUCACGAUGUUCAACUGGCUCCCGAGCUACUUCCACGAGGAAUUUCCAACUGCGAUGGGCUUUGUCUACAACGUUGUACCUUCUUCGGCCGUCGUCGUGACGUCACUCAUCGCUCCCUAUAUCGCAUCUCGACUCAUGUCUACAGGACGAUCCACAACUGCCACGAGAAAAAUUAUGGAGGUCAAUAAGAUUAUUUUUUAAAUGUUGGUUUAGUUGAACGUGUAUUUUCAUAUCAGGAAAGUCAUCGCUAGCGGUUUCACAAAUAUUGGGUGGAAUAGAAAGAAAAAAGAUUAAUUUUUCAGUGUGCCAGCCUUCUGGGCGUCGCUGCUUGUCUCAUGUUGGUUCCUCUGAUGUCCUCUUUUCCGAUGGCCUUGACAAUUUUCACGAUGGCGAUGGCUUCACGAGGACUUCACCACGGAGGAGUUUCAGUAAAUCCCCACGAUUUUGCUCCGAAUCACACCGGCUCAGUUUUUGGUAACUUUCCUGUCCGCAACUCUGUGAAUUUUAGUCUUCUUAAGGUAUUUUCAACGCCUGUGGCGCGAUCACUGGCUUCGUAGGUGUGUUUUUGGCAGGCCACAUUCUGGAAGCCAGCGACAACAAUUGGUCUCUCGUAUACUUAGUCACUGCUGCGCAAUGCGUCGCUGGAGCUCUUGUCUAUGCUCUUCUAGGAACGGCAAACAAAAUAAUCUAA